UGUACCUGGUUACCGUAACCUUAUUAGGUAAGAAUGCUGGGUAUGGUGCGACCACUAGUUAGGUUGAGAAAAAUAGGUAGUCCAGCCUGGCGGCCCGAUUUGAUAAUUACCGAUUGGGACGAAACUGUCACGAGUGAGGACACUAUAAAAUUAGUAGCGCAAGUGCCCUAUGACAAUAAUGACAAUCUCGAACCUAAGUUUCAAUACUUUACCGAUAUAUACUUAGCCAGUUAUAAGAAGUAUGUGGCUGAAUUUUAUCAGCAGUAUGGUAAUAGAGAUAGCUUAGAUAAAGAGAUUUUAUUUCAAAGGGGGAUGAAGCAAGUGGAAUUGAGCUCAGUUACGGCCCUUGCUAACCAUAAGAUAUUUGCUAAUUUAUCAGAGAAUCAAUUCGCUAGACAGGCAAGUAACAUCAAGUUACGACCAGGAUUUGUAGAUUGCUUCCGUAGUAUUCAGAAGUUGAAUAUACCGAUAGUUAUAUUAAGUAUUAAUUGGACAAGUAUAUUGAUUAAGCAAGCUCUUAGAGAUGCAGGAUUAGAUUGCGACUAUGCCAACUUCUUGGUUAAUGAAUUCGAGUUUGAUGAUAAUCACAUUACUACUGGUAAUUGGGUGGAAACUCCCAGUAUUCGUACUGCUUUGGAUAAGUUAGAGUUAACUAAACAACUUAUAGCUAAUUCUACUAAUUCUGUCUAUUUGGGAGACAGUUCUACAGACUUGUUAUCAUUACUUCAUGUAGAUACAGGUAUCAUUAUACCAGAUACUUCAUUAGCGAAGUCAAUACAAAACUAUGCUUUUGCUAAAGAUAAACUAUAUUUAGGAACUUGGCAUGACUUACAUAAUUUACUUACUUCUACAUAGUUAUAAUAUA
Molecule: messenger RNA, 865 nt
Organism: Scheffersomyces amazonensis
Lineage: Eukaryota; Fungi; Ascomycota; Pichiomycetes; Serinales; Debaryomycetaceae
Exons: 1
Coding region: 34-855 (273 amino acids)
Source: RefSeq, a predicted model, not a curated record